AUGUCCUCGUUUACACACUCAUACUCACAAUCGGAGUCUUCUUCUUCAUACCAGGAACAACAAGCAUCUCGUGUCAGACACUCGCGUCCCUUUCGUCCGUUUUCGUCGUCUUCCAGGGCUCAUAUAUUCGAGCCAGAUCAACCAUGUAGCCUUAACGAGUUUCUUGGCGGAGUGAAUUACGAUCGGACCAAAGACGACAUCCAAAUAUAUGAUCGGGCAGUAAAGUUCUUUCGCAACGUAUUAAAUAAAAUAGAAAUUGAUUGUCAGUGGCACCAUUUUAAAUUCAUGGUAUUCGAAGAGGAUGAUAGGUUUUACGUAAAGGUUUCCAGAGUGAAAAAUCGACCACCGCCAGCGAAAGUUGCCAAUUGCUUGUCAUGCGAUAGCGAAUCAGAAACCAACCGUGCGUCUUCUCUUCCGUAUCCAUCAACAACCCUUGAAUGUGAGAAGCUUCAUCGGCUAUGGUUUGAUGCUAAAGCUCGACCAAUGUUUAUCGUUACUCCCGAACGUCAUGUAGAACGAUUGUCUGAUUGUACAGAUGAAGAGAUAUUUGAAAUGUUUCAUUUGACAUGUCAGUUAUUGGACGAAGAAGCAAGGUCGACUAAUGCGCCAUGGGAAACUGGCAUGUUUGAGAGAAUGACGUUGAAUCAUGGGAAUGCGAGAAAUUUGGAGCAUUUACAUUUAAAAAUCUGGGUAAACGAAAGCAAAUUUGAGUGGAUGAAAAGUAGAUGGGAUAAGGAGAAAAGGGAAAAGUUUGAGUUGCUCGAGUCUGGAUUGUAUCGGAGAGAUAGCAGGGUGAAGAGGAUUCCUCGGCGAAAAUGGCAUAAGGGAAGAGAGGGAGAGAGGGAACGAGAGGGAAAGCGAGAAGUUCGGUCUUUUUGA
Paraglomus occultum is the source of this 879-nucleotide messenger RNA. NCBI's taxonomy places the organism in Eukaryota, Fungi, Glomeromycota, Glomeromycetes, Paraglomerales, Paraglomeraceae. The record is from the annotation of a GenBank genome assembly.